AUGAAGGAAAGGUCUUUGAAAAUAACAGAAGUCACUGUCUUGCUGAGGCUGCGUGUGGUUUCUUCAGACUCCGAAUCUGCGUGGGUCUGCACCACCACAAAACGGCUUCUGACAAUGAAGCCCAAACUGCAUUCUAAACAGAAUAUGCUUCUAACAGCUCUCAUAGUAUACAUUACAGGAGUACAGAGCAUCCCACGUGUCCUGCAGGUCACACCUCAAUUUGGAAGCGUAAGUGGUGCAACUCGUUUGACGAUUAAAGGGCAGGGAUUUGCUCAAAAAAACCAAUUUAACUAUGGAGCAGGAAACGACCACCUUGGUAAUACUGUUCAGUUGGUUUCUCAGACCAGAUCAAUCCCCUGUGAUGUAGAAAAGGACUCUAGCCAUGAAAACCAAAUAACAUGCUAUACAAGAGGUAUGCCUCAAGAGAACUACUUAGUCCAAGUCAGUGUGGAUGGAGUGCCAGUCACUGAAACAUCCACACACUCUACCAAAGGGUUGGCUAAAUCUUGGGCCCUCUUCAGUGGGGCCUCAUCUAGAACUCCAACUAUCACAAGCAUCACUCCUUUAACUGGAUUACCAGGUUCGCUACUCACCAUUAAAGGAAAUAUCUACACAGAUGUUUAUGGCAGCAAUACAGAUCUUAGUUCGACUGGCAGAAAUAUCAGGGUUUUAAGAGUUUACAUUGGAGGAAUGCUUGAACUUCUUAUACCUAAUUCUGAUAGACUGUAUGGCCUUCAAUUAGAAUAUAAUGACCAGGGAACAAUGAUUUGCAGAAUGACAGGAACUUAUGUGGGCAAUCACAACGUGACCUUCAUUCUGGAUAGUGACUAUGGAAGGAGCUUAACUGAUAAUGCAUAUUUUGUUUCAUCUUUAAAUAAGCUUGCUAUGUUUCAGAGCUACGCAGAGAUCAGUGGCAUUUCUCCAUCUGAAGGAAGCAUGGAGGGAGGAACCAUACUAACUAUAAAUGGGCAGUACUUUGAUCAGACAGAUAGCCCGGCUAAAGUUCUAGUCGGAGGUCAGAAUUGUCCGGUUCUAUCUUUAUCCAAUAACAAAAUCACCUGCAGAGCCCCAGCAUACCUGACAAGUAACAUUACUGUGUUUCCAGGUGGUAGAGGUCUGAAACUUGAGACCUGGAAUAACAGUAGCCCCAAGAAAUUGGAUGAGAUUCUGACGUACACUGCAUCAAGUCCUGGGUAUAAUGUCACCUGGGUAGAUUCUGCGUCAUAUACCUGGCCAGUAGAAUGGGAUAAUUUUGUGGCCCGAUUCAGUGGCUUCAUGAUCCCAACAGAAACUGACAAAUACCGAUUCAACAUCAAAGGGGACGAUUUCUAUGCUCUAUAUUUCAGCAAUACUGGCCAUCCCAAAGACAAGGUAAAGAUUGCGGACUAUGACACUAACAGUUAUUACAAAAAUCCUUCUCAGCAAUCAGACAUUCUUCCUCUUGUGAAAGGCAAAGUGUAUUAUAUUGAAAUACUGCUAAUGGAGUAUAGUGGUGUUGCCUCUGUAGAUGUGGGUAUGUUUAAAGAAAAGAGCAUCUUCUUGACAGAGCAAACAUCUAAUGCAAUCAAAGAGGUCCAGAUCAUCCAUACAACGUAUACUGUUUCAGAGGAAAAGCAGGUUCUGUGCUUUGAGAACUGGACAACAGGAAGCCCAGUUAACGAAACUCAAAGAAUCACUGUAAAAAGCUCCUGUUUUGAUGUAGUCCCAAUUCCAGUGACUGCCUCAGCUGAAGAAGUUCAGAGAGCUUUAAAUACUCUUUGGUCAGUUAAGCCAGAUACAGUCCAGGUGACGAAGGCAGACAUCAGCCAAGGUUCUGUUUACACCAUAACCUUCCAAUCACAAAGAGGUGAUUUUGAAGAUCUUCAGUAUAAGGCUGUAGAUAGUAUUAACAUAACUGUUGAGGAAGUAACCAAAGGAAAGCCCAGUCUAACAACAUUUACAAUGAUGUGGGAUGGAGUGUGGUCUGAACCGCUCAGAUAUAACGCAUCUGCUGAUGAGGUCAAAAAUGCCCUUGAAGAAAUGGUCGGUGCAAAAUGUCCAAGCGAGUUUACUGAACACACUGAAGGUCUUGAUGUAAAAUACUUCAGGGAUUAUGAAACUGGAGGGUACCAUUGGGGAAUACUUGAAUCAAAAACAGAUGCUUUCUGUGGACGUUUCUAUCUGAAAAAUCCAUAUUUACUGUAUAAUACAGAAGAAAUAUCACCGUCUGGGCAAGCCUAUGGAGAUAUCCGAUUAGAAAAAUAUAAUACGGUAAGUUGGCAGUACACUUGCAUUGAUCUGCUCCUUCCUUUGCAAGACAUGUACUCUGGAACCAAUUAUUUGCUUCAGAACAUUUAUAUUUUCACGGCAUCAUCAGACUUCUACGUGGACACAGUUUACAUUGGGAAAAAAAUGAAAUCAGGAAGUAUAGAUGUAUUGACUUCGAGGAGAGCUCCAGCAUUAGCAAGCAGAGGGAUUUUUGUUGAGCAGAUUAAGGUCAACAAGGCACCUCUAUCAGGGUCUUCAGGAUCACACCUCUAUGAAGUCUCUAUGAAACCCUACAGCUGUGGACAUGACUUACCUUUACUGGGUGUUGGAUUUGCACAGAAUGUGUCAAAUAUUACUGAAGAUGAAGUGCUGUACCAAGGAUUUAACCCGGAAGCCAGAGCUGGUGUUAGAGUAAAGAGAUUGCAGUAUGCUUCGCCUCCAGUCUCAGGCACAUUUGAUGUAGAGAUCUAUGGAAAACAAAUACAUGGGCUCUCUGUCAAUGUGUCAGAAGCAGAUUUGCAAUAUGCGCUGCAAGGGAUUCCAGAAAUGGGACUGGUACAAGUUACCAGAAGCGGAGACUGUAAAGGAUAUGCUUGGACUGUCACAUGGAUGACCAAGACUGGACACCAACCCCUAAUACAGAUUAAUAAUGUUUCUACCAAUGGAUUAAGUAUCAGCAUAUCAGCUUAUGUUGUAGAAAAGGGAGGUUUGUUAAUACCGCAGAUUUUGGGAGACAUGUUGCGUGUUCCCCACGCUAAACCACAGGUUCAGGUUUUUAUCAAUGAUAUCCCAUCAUACUGCUCCAGUGACUGUGGAUAUCAGUGGAAAUCAACAAAAACUCCAGUUGUUUCAGGGUUAAGCCCAACUGAAGGAUCAUUUCAUGAACAAACCAUCUUGACAGUUACAGGAUCUUCACUUUCCAAUAAUUCCCCCAAUGCAAGUGCUAAAGUUUAUGUGGGGGCUGUUGAAUGUAAUGUUACAAAGUUAAGUGACAAUGGGAUCACCUGUAAAGUUGGGAAUGCAAGUGCCGGAUCCUUCCCAGUUUCUGUCUAUAUUGCAGAGCUUGGUCUUGCUCACAACGUCAACAAUUUAACCAACUUCACUUACAAGAUGGGAGUCACGCAAAUCUCCCCUACUGAAGGCAGUACAGCAGGAGGAACUGUGCUCACCGUGUCUGGAUAUGGUUUUGGCCAGGAUGCAGUGGUUAUGAUUAAUGAUAAUCCCUGUGUUGUUAUUGAUGUAAGCCUGGAUGAACUGAAAUGCAAAACACCAGCUGGAACAUUGGGCCCGGUCAAUGUAACUGUAAACAUGAAGAAAAUGGAAGCUGUGCUUGAGAGCAGCCUCUUUACCUAUACUGACACAAUGACACCAGUCAUAACACUGAUAAGCCCACAAAAUACCAGUGUAAUGGGAAACAAUACUCUUACAAUUGAAGGAUCUGCCCUUUCCACCAGUGGCUCUGUCCUUAUUGGUAAUACAGAAUGUAAAAUAGUUGAGUGGUCAGACAGUAGCAUUACCUGCUGUCUUCCCAAACUCCCACCUGGGUUGUACACUAUCCAGGUACAAGUUGGAAACAGGGGCUACGCCAGCCUAAGCAAUGGUGUCAAUGCUUCUAUUGAAUAUGUGUUGCAAGUCAUCUACGUCUCCCCCCUUCAAGGCUCUCUGUAUGGCGGCACAAAGAUUACUGUAACUGGUUCAGGGUUCAGUACAAAUACAGAAGACAACCAAAUCACUUUAGAGAAUACAGAUUGCAAAGUAACAUCAGCUGCACAGAACCAACUGGAAUGUGUGGUGCAAUCAACUGGGAAUAGCCACACCAUCACAAAUCUUGGAAUACACCCAGACUAUGGGGUUGGGUAUGCUUGGACUCCAUCAUCUUUAGAGGUGUUUGUAGGAGACACAGUGCAAUGGCAGUGGCAGGCACCGUCCUUUGUGAAAGGGAUGGGUUACCGAGUGUUCAGAGUCUCCAAUCCCAGUGAUACAAACUAUGAUGGCAGUGGAUUUACCAGUGGAAACAGCAAUACUGCUUUGGGGUCUUUCAGAUACAGCUUUAUGCUUCCUGGAACCUACUACUACAGCAGUGGUUAUAUAAAUACACAAAGCAAUAUAUUUAUGCAAGGAGCUAUCACUGUUAAACCAAUACCUGAUAAUAAAAAGAAACUGUAUAUUUCAGUGGGAGGAAUUGAAGCAAAAUACAAACCAAGUGAAACAGUGGCUGACUGCCCAGAAACAGUCCCACUCUGCAACCAGACCUCCAAUGAAACUACAACUGGAGAUGGCAUUUUAUUCCAGUUUUCAAGCUGUUACUCUCCUACUGUCACCAACAUCAGCCCAUCUAAAGGAACUAUCUAUGAUGCAAUAUCCAUCAAAGGAACAGGAUUCAGCAGCACUAACUGUGCAGAUGAGGUGACUAUUGGAGGACAUCCAUGCAAAGUGAUCAACAGCACUACUACUGAAAUUACCUGUGCUCUGAAUCCAGAAAAUGUAAUGAAUAUUGGCUUUGCAGAACUGGUGUCUGUUAGGGUCAACAAUCUAGGGACUGCCAUCACCACCAUCACUAAUGAGUUUAGCCGUCGCUUUGUGCUCUUACCAACUGUCGAUUUUAUCCACCCUAGUGUUGGAGCCACCACUGGAAAAACAAGGGUGACUAUUCAGGGCUCUGGAUUUUCAACCCCGGCUGACAGUAUAACUGUAGCUGUGGCCGGUGUGGACUGUUCAGUUGUCUCUGUUAAUUACACAAGUAUCACCUGUGAUACCUCUCCAGCUGAUGCCACUGAGGGGGAGGUUCGAGUGUCAGUGAAUAAUUACCUUGCUAGUUGUAAUUCCGACUGUCACUUUCAAUAUAAUGCCUCAUCUAAUCCAUCUGUGUCUAGUGUCUCACCGAACAGCAUCAACAGCAGUUCAACCAUCCUUUCUAUUAAUGGAACUGGGUUUGGGGACCUUCUUGAAGAUAUUGAGGUUUUCAUUGGAAGUUUGAGAUUUCAGCCAAGUGCAGUCACAAAUGCACAAAUUACUUGUCCCAUAGGCACAUUGCCUGCUGGUAGUUAUAAUCUUAAAAUUGUUGUGAUGAGCAAAGGAUUGGCAUCAGGAAACAUCAUGGUUUCCAGUCAGACUCUAGCCUCUCUUACACCAAGUUCUGGAAGCAUCAAAGGAGGAACAACUUUGAACAUAACAGGCAAUGGAUUUGUUCCAGGCAAUACCACAGUCACUGUAGGGAACUCUCCUUGCUCAAUUAUUUUUGAAACACCAAGCAAAAUCAUGUGUCUGACACCACCCCAUGAUGCAGGAACUGCUGCUGUUAAGAUCAUGGCUCUGUCAGUUGCCUACCCAGAAUUACAUUUCAACUAUGCAACCCAAGACACUCCAAAAAUCACUACUAUGAGCCCAUCGUCAGGUUUAAGUGGAACAAAUGUUACCAUUACUGGGUCUGGAUUUGGAUCCGUUUUAGAAGAUAACUCAGUGGAUAUAGAUAAUGUGAAAUGUACACUGACAACAGUCAGUAAUACACAGAUUGUAUGUUCUGUGGGAAUCCAUGCAGGAGGCACCUUUCCCGUAGUGCUCCACAAUGCUGUUAAGGGAUAUGCUGAUUCAAAUGCUUCUUUCAAAUAUGAGAUGUCACUUGUAGCUGUCACUCCAAAAGAAGGAAGCUUUGGCGGAGGUGCCAUUCUAAUACUAGAAGGAGCUGGAUUUGACCAGCAAAGCUCCAGAGUGUUUGUGUGUGAUAGUGAAUGUAAAGUAGACCGACAUAAUUCUACCUCCAUCAGCCUCAUAUGUGAGGUGCCAUCUUCUAAUGGUACAGGCCCACAACAGGAUUGUGAUGUUCUUGUUUCCAAUGGCAAUGAAAACAAGACACUAUCUAAUAUCUUCUCCUACAAGUCUUCCCUGACCCAUGUAAUAACUGACGUGUCUCCAAGGAGAGGAGGCACAGCAGGAGGCACCAAACUUACAAUUUCAGGAUCUGGUUUCAGUUCUAGCAUGAAUGACAUCAAGGUCACUAUAGGACGAUCACUGUGUGAAAUUGAGUCUGCAAGCAGCACACAAAUAAUCUGUGUCACAGAUCAGCAUCUUCAUUCAGAGCAGACCAAAGUUAAAGUAUAUAUUGGGAAAAACGGCAUUGCUAAACUGGACAAUGCUGAUUUCUUUUACAUUGAUGUCUGGUCCUCUAAAUACACAUGGGGUGGGGAAUUCCCUCCUGAGCAAGGAUCCUUUGUUGUAGUAACCAAGGGGCAGACAAUCUUGCUAGACACAAGCACCCCUGUGUUAAAGAUGCUUCUCAUUCAAGGUGGAACCCUUGUGUUUGAUGAAGCUGACAUUGAAUUGCAAUCAGAAAAUAUCCUGAUCACAGAUGGUGGAGUUCUUCAGAUUGGAACUGAAGAUGCACCAUUCCAGCACAAAGCAAUUAUUACACUACAUGGGCAUCUUCGUUCAAUUGAACUUCCAGUGUAUGGGGCUAAGACUCUGGCAGUUCGAGAAGGAAUCCUAGAUCUCCAUGGCAUGCCUGUUCCUGUAACGUGGACCCGUUUGGCUAAGACAGCAGACAAAGGUUCUUCCACACUGGUUUUACAGCAAGCUGUGACAUGGAAAGCAAGAGAUGAAAUUGUUAUAGCAUCAACUGGAGACAGGCAUAGCCAAAAGGAAAAUGAAUUAAUGAAAAUUGAGUUCGUAUCAGUUGAUGGAAAAACCCUGACCUUAGCAGAACCGCUGAAAUACCAACAUUUAGGAGUUUCUAUCACCUUGUCCGACGGGACAGUAUUUGAAGCAAGAGCUGAAGUUGGACUUCUUACUCGGAAUAUUGUUGUCAGAGGGUCAACCAAUAUUGAAUGGAAUGACAAAAUAGAGGCCUGCCCUGAUGAAUUUAACACAGGUGAAUUUGCUACCCAGACUUGUUCCCAAGGAAAAUUUGGUGAAGAAAUUGGCAGUGACCAAUUUGGUGGUUGUAUUAUGUUCCAUACCCCACGGCCAAGUGAAAGCUUAGCAAUUGGAAGAAUUGAAUACGUUGAGGUAUUCCAUGCUGGACAGGCCUUUAGAUUGGGACGAUAUCCAAUACAUUGGCAUCUUAUGGGAGAUUUGAAGUUUAAAUCUUAUGUCAGAGGUUGUGGAAUCCAUCAAACCUAUAAUAGAGCUGUCACUAUCCAUAACACUCACAAUCUUUUGGUGGAGAAAAAUGUUAUCUAUGACAUCAUGGGUGGGGCCUUUUUCAUUGAGGAUGGGAUUGAGACAGGCAACAUUCUUCAAUACAACCUGGCUGUCUUUGUGCGCCAGAGUACCAGUCUCUUGAAUGAUGAUGUCACACCUGCAGCAUACUGGGUGACCAAUCCCAACAACAUAAUCCGUCACAAUGUAGCUGCUGGAGGAACCCACUUUGGGUUUUGGUACAGAAUGCAUGAUCAUCCAGAUGGACCAUCCUUCGAUCUGAACAUCUGCCAACAACAUGUUCCUCUGGGAGAGUUCUUUAACAACACUGUUCAUUCUCAAGGCUGGUUUGGGCUCUGGAUUUUUCACGAGUACUUUCCUGUGAAAAAGGGAUCUUGUGGCUCCACAGUGCCAGAGCCAGCACAAUUCAACUUCCUGACCACCUGGAAUUGUGAGAAAGGAGCAGAGUGGGUAAAUGUGGGGGCAAUCCACUUUAACAAUUUCCUAAUGGUCAACAAUGAAAAGGCUGGCAUUGAAAUGAAACGUGUUUUUAAUUCAUUCAUUGACGGCUGGGGAGCGAACGGGGCCAUGAUUAAAAAUGCCACCGUAGCAGGUUACGUGGGUGAACUCAGUUCUGACUGUAAUUCUAAGGGUAUCAUUCUCCCCUUUAAUGAAGGACUGACUGUCACAUCUGUUAAAUUUAUGAAUUUUAAUCAUUCCUCAUGUGCUGCCAUUGGUGUGACAUCGAUUGCUGGAAGAUGUAUAGACAGAUGUGGAGGCUGGGGUGCCAAGUUCAGUAAAGUAGAAUAUUUCAACACACCCAGUAAGGCUGCCUUUCGAUGGGAGCAUGAAGUUGUUUUGAUUGACUCUGAUGGGUCUCUGACGACAAAAGGUAUUGCUAACUAUAAGGUGGUUCCUAAAAGCUCCCUACUGGACCCGUCCCACUGCUCCCAAGAAGCUGACUGGAGUGUGGGGUUCCCAGGUUCAAUUUGUGACCCCACAGUCAAGUUCCACCGCCUUGCUUUCAACAAUCCUUCACCUGCCUCUCUUGAAGCAAAGAAUGUCAUUCUGACAGACUUACAUGGUACCAGUGUCAUUCCUUACUUAAAUAAAAGGCUGACCCACGCCCCUGGUUGGAUGGCGCUGAUUCCAGAUGCAAAUAUGUUUAACUGGUAUUUUGAGAAUGCUGAUCAAAUUACCAAUAUUGCUUACAGUGCCACAUUCUAUGGAUUUAAGCAAGAAGAUUAUGUCAUUAUUUCGCACAAUUUCACUCAACAUGCAGAGAUGUUCAGAAUAACUGACAUACGUAACAAGUCCACAGAGCCUUUGAGCUGGGAUAAAAAUGUGAACGGUGACUGGUAUGUGCAGGCCAAUACAACAACCUUGAGUUACAUAGUGUCUGGAAAGACCAGCAUGAGCAGACACAGGGAAGCGAGCGUGGAUCCUUCCAUGUCUGAUGAGAAUGUGGAGUUUCAAGUUUACACCUGCUUCUUUAACUGUAACCCGUCAGUUCCAUCAGACAUCCCAUUACCACCAACCAUCCCAUUACCACCAAACAAGAAACCUGCACAUUUUGUUCUGUGGUCCAAUGACUCUUUCUGGAAAUCUUCUGCAGAAAACAGUUACACUGUCCCAACAAAAGAAUCUGAUGUGGUUAUUCCAGCAGAAUAUUGGGUAGUUCUGGACAUAGACACCCCUCCUUUGAAUAAACUUACUAUUCAUGGAGUAUUGGAAGUGGACAGCGAAAUCUACAACAAGUCAUUUGCUGCAAGCAAUGCAUCUGGGAAGAUAGUAAUGAAAGCUACCUACAUAUCAAUACAGGGUGGUAAACUAAUCGCAGGACAGCCUGACAGUCCCUUUAAAGGUGAACUAGACAUUGUUUUGAGGGGGACUCAUAAAACAAUAGAGUGGCCUUUGCUCGAUCAACCUAACCAGGGAGCAAAGGUUUUAGGUGUCUUUGGAACUUUGGAACUUCAUGGGAUGCCUCACUCUAUAUAUCGGACUAAACUAGCUUCAACAGCCUCAGUGGGGUCUACCAACUUAUCUCUAGUUGAUGCGGUUGACUGGAAGGAGGGAGAUGAUAUUGUGAUAACUACAACCAGCUAUGACUCCUGGCAGGCAGAAACAAGAAAGAUCAGAAUGAUUUCAAAAGAUGGAUUAAUCUUGACCCUGAAUGCAUCUCUAACCUAUUCACACAUUGGUGAGAGUUAUGGUGUACCUGGUACAGACCACAGUUACACACUGGCCAGUGAUGUGGGUCUUCUGAAUAGGAAUAUCAAGAUAAUUGGUGAAGAUUAUCCAGGCUGGUAUACAGAGUCUUUUGGAGCCCGAGUUCUGGUUGGCUCAAUCUGGGCAAAUGAUGACACUGAGUACAGAGGAAUUGCCAGAAUCAAGGAUGUUGAAUUCUAUCAUAGCGGCCAAUUUGGCUAUAGUGAUUACAGUGAUCCAAGAUAUUCGGUGGCUUUCACAAAUAUUCCAGAGAAUGAUGAUUUGUCCUAUGUAAAAGGCUGUGCUUUCCAUCAUGGCUUCUCACCUGCUAUAGGUGUCUUUGGAACUCAUGGACUCAAUAUUGAAGACAAUAUUAUAUAUUUUACUGCUGGUGAUGGUAUUCGGGUCGGGGGAAACAGGAACAAGAUUAGGAGGAAUUUGGUAGCUUUGACUGUUUGGCCCGGUGCCUGGCAUGGGAGAGAGGAAUCUAACAACAUCGAAUGGCAUGCUGCAAUUAAGAUCAAUGAAGGUCAAAACAAUGUACUUCAGGAUAAUAUUGUAGCUGGGUUUGAGAGAGUUGGAUACCACAUUGAUGGUGAACCAUGCCCAGGUACAUCAAAUCCAGCUGAAGCUUGGCACAACAAUGAGGCCCACGGGGGUCUGUUUGGGGUGUACAUGAAUAAAGAUGGCAUUGCUGAUUGCUCCUAUCUUCAGGGAUUUACCAUUUGGAAAUGCUGGGAUUAUGGAAUCUAUUUCCAGGUAAUACUUUUUGUGCACAUCUCGAAUGUCACACUAGUAGACAAUGGAAUGGGAAUUAUACCAUUUAUCUAUGAACCUCCUUCUUUAUCACACAUGUACUCCAACAAAACUGUUCAGAUUGAGAAAUCCCUGAUUGUAGGAAAUAGCCCAAACUUUGAUUGUUCAGAUGUAGUAAAGAAUGAGGAUCCAAACAUCAAAUUAAGUUCUUCGCAUAGGAGCCCCAGGCCUCCUACAGGAGGCAGAACUGGAAUUUGUUGGCCCACCUUUUCCUCGGCACACAAUCAUGCACCAGAAACACCUCAUGCUGGAUUGAUGAGCUACAAUGCCAUCAGUGGACUUAUGACCGUAACAGAUUCCACAUUUGUUGGAUUUAAGAGCGUCUGCUCAGGACAGAUUAAUGUGAUGUUUAUUACCAAUCCUAGCAAUGAAGAUUUACAGCACCCAGUACAUGUAAAGGGAAUAACAAUGGUUAAUGGAAGCGAAAAUGCUAUGGUUUUCAUACAUAGACCAGAUGUUAACAUGGUGAACCCUUCGGACUGUGUUGAUAUGGAUUGUGAUGCUAAAAAGAAAACGAUGCUCAAAGAUCUGGAUGGCUCCUUCCUGGGUGGGAUAGGGGCUGUUGUUCCCCAGUCUGAGUUUGAGUGGAAUGGAGACAAACGGCAUGGUCUUGGGGAUUACAGAAUUCCUUCUGUAAUGCUCACUGAUCUCAAUGGAGGACGUAUUCCUGUUAAACAAAUUGCACCAAACAAAGGGAUAAUCAGGGACUCCAAAUGUACAUACGUGCCAAGCUGGCAGAGCUACAAGUGCCUAUCUCUUGACUAUGAGAUGUUGGUUAUAGAGAGUAUGGAUUCUGACACGGAGACCAGACGCCUAUCUCCAGUGGCAGUGCUUGGUGAUGGGUACAUAGAUCUUAUAAAUGGUCCUCAAGACCAUGGUUGGUGUGCUGGAUAUACCUGUCAGAAAAGAGUCUCUUUGUUCCAUAGCAUUGUGGCAACAAAUAAGUCUUAUGACAUUUACUUUACUAGUACCAGCCCCCAGAACCUUCGCUUAAUGUUACUCAGUGCUGAUAGCAGCAAGGUUGUUCGUGUUGCAGUUUUUUAUUCCAGUCCUCAGCGUUUAGAUGUCUAUGUUGAAAACAAAUUGGUUGCUCCGACAAAUGCUGAUUGGAACAGUGACAACACUGACUACACAUUAAAGGAGCCUACUUCACCUGAUCAAUACAUUCCACAAAUGAAGUCUGAAGUCUACGGAUCAAACUACUUUGACAAUACCUAUAAAAUGCUCAAUAUUUUAGUUAGAGGCUCAACUCCAGUUGAAAUCCGCACAUCUCCACUUCUUUUCAUUUCCUUUCAAAUGCCUGCCAUGACCAUUGACAAAUUCUACGGAGAUAGCCUUAUCAAGAACCUUGCAAUCUUCCUUAAGAUACCUGCAAACAAGAUUCGCAUCACUAAGAUUGUACGGGAAAACAGGCGCAGAAAACGUGCCACUGGUCUUACCGUUAAAGUACAGAUUGCUGAGCCACCAGCUCAGCAGUUAAGCAACAGCACCAGUCCAGGCCAACUUGAUUUCAAGAACCUGCAAGAAAUUUCUAAUAACAUUGGGCAAAUGGCUCUUACUGGAAAACUUAGCAGUGCCAUUGGGUUCAAUGUUUCAUCUGUAGCAAUUUCCAAGCCAGUACUUUCAACGAGUGACCCACAAUGGAGCCAGAUGGCUGCACAGCCUUCUCAAAGAACCGAUGAAGCUGGAGAGUAUGUUUCAACUCUUACACGCCUGGUAGUUGUCACAGAGCCGGUAGCUGGGCAGAAAGGACAGAAUUUUACCCAACAGCCAUCCAUAAUGGCUGUGGAUGCUAAUGACAAUUGUGUGUGUGUAGGCAUUACUAAACUCACACUUACAGCAAAACUUACAAACCCAGAAAACCAGGAUAUUUCCGGACUAAAUGGAACAACCACUAUCCCCUUCAAUGGCUGCUGGGCUAAUUACACAGACCUGUCCCUUAGUAUCAGUGGGACAGACCUGAUGCUUGCAUUCACACUGAACAACGUCAAAGCACAAUCUAAGUCAUUCUCUGUAAAAGCCAAUACAGCUCCAACAGCAACACCAACAGCUAAUACUGGAGCAUUUGGAUCCAGCAAUGCUUUCAAAACAGAGGCUCUUUAUGUAAUUUCCAUUAUUUAUUCUUUAAAGCUAAUACUGUGUAUAUUAUUACUUCACCCUUCUGACUUUGUUUUUUUUCUCCACUGUAUAACAAUACCUUAAGUAUAUAAACAUUAAUGUUGCACAAAGAUGUUACUAAAUGUUCUACAAACAUAGCACUCCUGGAAUAUUUGGAAUAUUCCAAAAACUUGAGUGUUAUUUGGGUUAACUUUUGGGAGAUAUGCAAAAGUCUGGGCAACUGAACUUGAACUUUAGCACUGACUGAAAGAUUACAGUUUAUACAAUUUGAAUCAGAAAUCCACACUACUAUCCAGAAAAUAAAAUCACUAUAUUAAGGUUAAGUUAAGGGAAUUAUUAUAUAUAGUUAUUGACUAGUUACCAGAAAAUAGAUACAGUAAUAUGUGUGCAAUUUCUAUUGUAUUUCACAUAUGUUAACAAUUGUUUAAAAUAUAUCUUUAAGUUGACUAUAUAGAUGCUAGUGUAAUAUAUUGUAAUAGUAUAUGUAGCAUGUGAUUUCA
Molecule: messenger RNA, 13022 nt
Organism: Polyodon spathula (Mississippi paddlefish)
Lineage: Eukaryota; Metazoa; Chordata; Actinopteri; Acipenseriformes; Polyodontidae
Gene: pkhd1l1.1
Product: PKHD1 like 1, tandem duplicate 1
Source: RefSeq, a predicted model, not a curated record